AAGUAUAUUCUCUAUAGAUAAAUUCUAUGCUACGUUUAUAUUCGAUUUCUACUAACUUAGAAUUUUUCGACGAAUAGGUCAAGGAAAGCGCGUCGCAGCACGAAUUACGUUUAAAUUAUCAAAACACGUUUAAAAAUGACGGAACAAAGUGAUAGAAGUCAAUUACCACCUGGUUGGGAGUGUAGAUAUGAUUCUCGUAGUGGACGUCCAUAUUUCAUAGACCAUUUUAACCGAACAACAACAUGGGAAGAUCCAAGGAUACGAUAUUGGCAAUACUCUCAAUACGUACAGACACAAAAUUCCAUAGCAUUAAGUUCUGCCACAACCAUUACUUCUCAAGACAUACCUAUGCAGACUGGAGGAAUUGGUGGUGGUGGACAUUUAGUUUAUACAGGAGCUCAUAGAGCUCCUCAAAUUUAUCCAACACCAUCGCCUUUUCAUAAUCCUCAACUUGCAUUUUUGCCACCUAGUUUACAGGACUUAAAAACUCCAAUAUCUAUGAAAUCAAUGAGUGCCAUGACAAAUCGGUUUGGUGAAAUUACUUUGGGAUCACCAACACCAGUGAGAAAUAUGGAAACUACUUUAACACAAGAUUCUGAUUCUGAAUUGCAAGUUGCAAAAAUCAAUGCAAUGUUUCCUACAGUUUCUGAUACUCACAUACGACUGCUAUUAAAAAAAUACCAUAACAGAGCAGCUUUGGUUGUGAGUGCUCUCCAAGUGGAAAAGAAUCCUCUUUGCGCUCCAGGACCGUGUACACCUAUGGGAGUACACUCAAAAUAUGCAAUACCAAGAUGGAGGCUACCAGCUCAUGCUAUACAUGCAGCUUUAACAUUGAGUCCACCUCGUGGGGUUCGGCCAGCCCCUAACUCCCCAAAAAUGAAACUUAGGUACCUGAAAAAUGUAUUUCCUAAAGUUGAUGAAACAAUGUUACUUGAUAUAUUGGAACAAAGUGAAAAUAAUGUUCAAAAAGCUUCUGAAAAAUUAAUUGAUCUAGGCUAUGAAAAACGAAAUCUUACUGCUCCUAAUAAAUCCUUGAAUAAGAAGAAAGAUAAAGAUCAAGGUCAGAAUGAACGAACUGCUCCAACUCCACCUCCUCGUAUGAAAAGUUUGGAGGAAAAAAAUAAAAUGAAGGCACGCUUGACGGAAAAAUAUAAAUCUGUACCAGAGAGAGUAAUAGUGCUUGCUAUGGACAGCGUAGAUUAUGACGAAGAAAGAGCAAUACACAUAUUAGAUAUUAUGGUUGCAGAAGAAGCUACAAGGCCACUUUGUACUUCCAGUAGUCAAAGCAGUCGAAGCGAUGAGCGAAAGGGAAGUCCGCCUGUAACAGAAGCUAUAAAACUAACAGCAUCACCAAUUAAAAAAGUAGUUAAAGAAAUUGAUCCUGAGAAAUCCAAGAGAUCUAAAAAUAAAAUAGAAAUACCAAAAGUUUCUCGUGGAACUAGUACCACUGAAGAUAACGAACAUAAAUCUCCAUAUUUGUUAAAACCUACUGGUCCAAAUCCUGAAUUAUCAAAAGGAGCUAAUAACGAUUUAUUAUUACCAGACUAUGCACCAUGGUCAGGACCAGAUCCCAAUUUAUUAUCAAAAGAACAAUUUCCAAAGUCAGUAGCAAUGGGACAUGAUGCAUCUUUAGUAUCAGGAGGUUGUCUUGCUAAGGGUCCUAAUGCAGAAUUACGAAAAGGUCCGUUAAGAGGAUUAGCAGAAGGUUCUAUAUAUUCUCAAAGGAAUUUAGCUAAUACAGAAAGCCGUGGUAAAUGAAAUAUAUGUGGAUGUUUCUUUUUAAGUUUUUUUGCACUUGCAAAUUGACUUGAAAUAAUUUAUUCUCCAAAAAUGACUAUAAAUAAUAGUUCUCUUAUGCUUUUCUUUCGCAAUUUAUUAUUAAUGUGCAAGUCUUAAACCUUCAUAUUUCUGUUUUUAACAUCUUUUAACAAAUGAUUAUGCCUAUAUUUAUUUCUCAUCAGAUAUACACAGCUAUCCCUCCAUCUAUUAUGAUAAUAUCAUAUAGCAUACUAAUGUUCACUACAUUAGUAAUAAUAAGUAUACUUAUAGAAAUUUGAAAAUGUCUAAUAUAACUGAUUGAUUAAUAUUAGAUAUAUUCUCAAAUAUUUUUGUAAAAUGUAAAUCUUUUUUUUUCUUGUCUCAUUUGCAUAUAUUCUUUUAUUAUUUAAAUUAAACAUGAAAAUACAUAUUUAUUGAUAUAAAUAAUACGUUUUAUUGUUAUUAGUCAUAUAUUUCUAUUCUAUUGGAAAAAUAUAUUUUAGUAUUGUUUCCAUUGUAUAAAAAGUUGAAACAUAUUUGGUCUUUAUAUAACAAAGAAACCAAUAACAUUAACAAUAUUUCUAUAACUAGAAUACAGAUAUGCGAAAAUAUAAAACAAUAAUAGUCACAAUAUCUGCUUACAUUCAAUAUAUUCGUAUUAUUAAAGGAGUAGAAGGAUUUAAGAAUGUAUUAUCCUUAGUGAUUCAAAAAUAUCACAUCACUUCUACAUUAACAUAUCCUAACAAAUCUAAUAAUAUAAAAAUAUAUAUAUGUGAUAUAUAUAUAUAUAUCCAGAAAACUUUGUUUCAUGUUAUAUUUUUAUUGUUAAACAAUGAUUUACGAAAUUAUUUGUGGUAUAAUGAUAAAAUAUUUAUUUAUAAAUAUGAAAUAAUUUAUUAUAAUUGUAAUUAUGUAAAGAUAGUAUUGUCUAUCAUUCUUGUUUCUUUAAAUGUUUAUGUACUAUACCAAAUGCGUAAAUGGUUCAGAUUAUCUAGAAAUAUAACUAGCUUCGCAUUCAUUUAAACUAAUAUCAAUAGAUAUAAAAACAAACUAGAUUAAGAUAUUUAAUAAAUAAGAAAGCCAAAAUAUUCAGUAUUAAGUAUUUCAAUUAAAUAUAAGAGUACGUUUAAAUUGAAUAAUCUAGUGAAUAAUUCAAAUGGACAUUAAUUUUUUAUGAUACAAACAUUCCAUGAUAUAAAAAAUAAUAAAUAUAAUUCCGCAUAUCUGCAAUAUAAAUUCCAAUUUAUUAACAUAUAAUAUAAAUCAUAAUUGAGAUAUAUGAUUUAUAACGAAAAAUUAAAAAAAAGAAAAGAAUGUCAAGUAUAAAACUUAUAAGUGCUGUAAUUAAGUUAAUAGAUAGAGGUAUUUUCAUAGCUUCAUUCAAUAAUCCUGCCUUUAAAAAGAUUUAAUAUGCGAGUUCAGAAUCAAUAACAGAUGGGCUGUGGUUGAUACAUCAGUUGAGAGCUAUUUUUAUAGCUUUUUAACUUUUGAAAAAUUAUGGUGGAUAAAUAAUAUAUUUUGACUAUAUUUUAAGUAAUACUGAAUGCAGAAGAUUAAUGCAAAUAGAACAAAUGGGCUCUCUAGUUCUACUAAAAAAAAUUAUAUAUUUUAAUGUUAAGCACAUCUAUACUUUUUGAGAUAUUAUAUUAUAUAACAUUUUGGUGAAUGUAUAUCAAUGUGUAUAAGACAGCAAAUAAUGUGAAUAUAUAUUACUAAAAUUAACAGAAAAUAUCUUCUAUUUAGUAAGAAAAGUUUCAUUUGAAUAUUUGGAAAGGAAUACUUUAUUGCAUGAAUUCAUUAUUUGCUAUAGUAGGUUGUUUAGAUUAGAUUAUAGUAAAUUUAGUAUUUUAAACUAUGUGUAUCUCUCUCUUUCUGUUUCUCUCUCUCUCUCUCUUAUUAUCUUUACAUUAAUUAUUUAGAACAUAUUUUAUGCAUUUACAUAAUUUUAAUCAAAAAUAAUAUUAUUUUUUUCAUAAUUAAUACCUGAAUAAAUAAUUAAAUUACUUAUCA
Molecule: messenger RNA, 3768 nt
Organism: Vespula vulgaris
Lineage: Eukaryota; Metazoa; Arthropoda; Insecta; Hymenoptera; Vespidae
Exons: 11
Coding region: 136-1758 (540 amino acids)
Biological process (GO): cell migration; negative regulation of organ growth; regulation of DNA-templated transcription
Cellular component (GO): cytoplasm
Molecular function (GO): kinase binding; molecular adaptor activity; ubiquitin binding
Source: RefSeq, a predicted model, not a curated record